This is a messenger RNA of Pipistrellus kuhlii (Kuhl's pipistrelle), 2176 nucleotides long. RefSeq names its product loricrin cornified envelope precursor protein (gene LORICRIN). The record is from RefSeq and is a predicted model, not a curated record. The transcript has 2 exons. Gene Ontology annotation, cellular component: cornified envelope. NCBI's taxonomy places the organism in Eukaryota, Metazoa, Chordata, Mammalia, Chiroptera, Vespertilionidae. Bases 573 to 1937 code for a protein of 454 amino acids. Gene Ontology annotation, molecular function: structural constituent of skin epidermis.
GUGGGUUCCCUGGCCCUGGUCUUUCCAGCGGGUCUGCCCAGCCCCGCAGAGGCUAGAGCAGGGGAUGGACAGGCAAGCUCUCUCGCUGCCUUGGGAGCUACCGGGCCUCUGGCUUCCCAACUGCAUUCGUGCUUAGGGGGGGGAUUCAGGCGGGAAAGAAAGGGGGCGCUGGGCUGAAGCUGUGUCUUCUGGCCAGAAUGUAAAUGUCACAAAGCAAGACUUGACUCUCCUAUCUCUCAGGCACCCCUGUAGGGGGCCAGGCAUGGUGCUGGGCACAGGGAGACACUCGGCAGAGACUGUCCCACAAGGCCUGGGACUGGGUUGCCAGGAGAGGCGGAGCCUACUCCCAAGGAGUAGAAGGGAGAAUGAGUCAUGGGAGAGAUGGUAGGAGCCAUCAGAACCCCAAAGCUUGUUUCACAGAGAGAGACAUUCUGAGAGGGGAAUGACUUGUGAGAUCCUGAGAUCCGACUUCCUAUUGACUGGUCCAAUCCCCUAGAGACCAAGGUUGGACUUAACAAGUGGUAAAGGCGGUGGUGGCUGAUGCAUCGGGGUUUCCUUCCACCUCAGAGAAGAUGUCUCAGAAAAAGCAGCCCACCCCUCAGCCCCCCGUGUUCUGCGGGAAAUCCUCCGGCGGAGGCGGCGGCGGUGGCGGCUGCGGCGGCGGCGGCGGCGGCUACUAUAGCGGCGGCGGCGGCGGCUGCGGCGGCGGCGGCGGCAGCUCCGGCGGCUGCGGCGGCGGCGGCAGCUCCGGUGGCUGCGGCGGCGGCGGCGGCUCCGGAGGCGGCAUCAAGUAUUCUGGGGGCGGCGGCUCCGGCGGCGGCGGAGGCUCUGGCUGCGGUGGCGGCUAUUCCGGGGGCGGCGGCUACUCCGGCGGCGGCGGCUGCAGCGGUGGUAGCGGCGGCGGCUCCGGUGGGGGCAUCAAAUACUCCGGCGGCGGCGGCUCCGGCGGCGGCGGCUCUAGCUGCGGCGGCGGCGGCUACUCCGGCGGCGGCGGCUGCGGCGGUGGCGGUGGAGGCAGCUCCGGUGGCUGCGGCGGCGGCGGCGGCGGCUCCGGAGGCGGCAUCAAGUACUACGGGGGCGGCGGCUCCGGCGGCGGCGGCGGAGGCUCUGGCUGCGGCGGGGGCUCGUCCGGCGGCGGCGGAGGCUGCGGUGGCUACUCCGGCGGCGGCGGGGGCUACUCCGGCGGCGGCGGCUGCGGGGGCGGCUCCUCUGGUGGCGGCGGCGGCGGCCAGCAGAUCUACCAGAGCUCCAGUGGCGGAGGCUACUCCGGCGGCGGCGGCUGCGGCGGAGGCGGCUCCUCCGGGGGCGGCGGCGGCGGCUGCGGGGGCGGCUCCUCCGGGGGCGGCGGCGGCCAGAUCUACCAGAGCUCCAGUGGCGGAGGCUACUCCGGUGGCGGCGGCUGCGGCGGGGGCUCUUCCGGCGGCGGCGGCGGCGGCCAGAUCUACCAGAGCUCCGGUGGCGGAGGCUACUCCGGCGGCGGCGGCUGCGGCGGAGGGUCCUCCGGCGGCGGCGGCGGCGGCUGCGGGGGCGGCGGCUACUCCGGUGGCGGCGGCUACUCCGGCGGCGGCGGCGGCUGCGGCGGGGGCUCCUCUGGCGGCGGCGGCGGCGGCUACUCCUCCCAGCAGUCCGCCCAGGUCUGUUGCGUGCCCCAGGAGUGCUCCGGCGGGGGGUCCUCCGGCGGCGGCGGCGGCUGCGGAGGCGGCUCCUCCGGGGGCGGCGGAGGCUGCGGCGGCGGCGGCUCCUCCGGAGGCGGCUGCUACUCCGGUGGCGGCGGCGGCGGCUCUGGCUGUGGCGGCGGCUCCUCUGGGGGCGGCGGCUCUGGCGGCUGCGGUGGCGGCUCCUCCGGGGGCGGCGGCGGCGGUUCCGGGGGCGCCAAGUGCGUGCCCGUGUGCCACCAGACCCAGCAGAAGCAGGCGCCCUCCUGGCCGUGCAAAUAAGGCCCCCGGGGCGCCUCCGAGGCGCGGGAGCUGGAGGUGUUCUUCUCCGCGGGCGCCAAUGGGCUUAGUGAUCUGAUCACGCCGUGAGGUUCCAAACCCUGAACGUCUGAACCCGCCACCGGGAAGAAGCCACUGAACACUCGUGCUGUGUCUUGUCCUGCAGCUUCCCCCUUGGCUUCUGUACAGCUACCUCCCAACCCCGAUGCCUCCUCGGCCAAUAAAUGUGCUGAUCACGAGAA